UCCGAUUCCGACCUCCACCGGCCUCUCAACACUUUCCAUAAAGGCUGCCGGUGCAUUCCCGGAAACGAGCUCCGCGUGCCCCAUUAAUGGCGAUCCGAUUCUUCCCCAGCCUCUAAACUAGAAAGAUAACUGUAAACCCUAUUUCCGAACCCCAAUCGACAAUCCUAUCUCUCGAAAAUCGCUUUUGUGUUGUCUCGUCUCGUCUCUUCUCUCAUGGGGUACCAACCUCACUUCCACCACCUCCACCACCACCACAACGGCGGCAACAACAAUCACGGCGAUGGCGCCUCCCACAACCACCAUCACCAAGUCGUCAACAGCCCCCGCUACACCGGAUCCAUGACUCGGCGGACUCAUUCCUUCAAGCGCACCACCGGAAGCGGCGAGAUCGAAUUCCAGAUCAACUCCCCAAGGACGGCGUCCGCCGAAAACCCCGGGAGUCCCUUGGGGGAGGCAGCGGAGUCUCCGGUUGCGGCGGCCGCGGCGGCGGCGGGAGAGAAAUUGCAUGGCGGUGGGGCCGCCGUUCACCACCAGAACCUGCGGUUCCGGCUCGGUGUACCCAUUCUGGGAAAGAAGCAGCUAGGCGCAACGGAGACGGGCUUGCGCGUCAGGAAGAAGGUCGCGAAUUUCUUGUUCUUUGCUUUUUGUAGUCUUUGCAUGGUGCUUGGGGCCGUGAAGAUCUUCGCAGGCGGGUGGUUUUGGCUGCAAACAGCUGAGAAAGAAAGGAAUUAUCAGGAUCUCUCUGGCACUCAAUCUGCUAGUUCAGAAGUAAAGAUAACUAAUACCCACAGGUAUAGGGAUGCAAGUGAUAGUGAGCGAACACUGAUGACUAUCACAUCAAGCAGCGGUUCCAGUGAAAAUAGUGCAGUGUACUCAGGUAUAUGGGCCAAGCCAAACAGUGAAAACUUCAGCCAGUGUAUUGACCAUACAAAAAAGAAGAAGAUGGAUGCGAAAAUAAAUGGCUACAUUCUAAUAAAUGCAAAUGGAGGUUUGAAUCAGAUGAGAUUUGGGAUCUGUGAUAUGGUUGCUGUUGCAAAGAUUGUGAAGGCGGCACUUGUUCUUCCUUCGCUUGACCAUAACUCCUACUGGGCAGAUGAUAGUGGUUUCAAGGAUCUUUUUGAUUGGAAGCAUUUCAUUGAGACCCUCAAGGAUGAAGUGCAUAUAGUUGAAACAUUAUCAGCUUCCUAUGCAAAGAUUGAACCGUUUAUGAAAACUCCAAUAUCUUGGUCCAAGGUCAAUUACUAUAAAUCAGAGAUUCUCCCACUUCUGAAACGACACAAAGUUAUAUAUUUCACUCAUACAGAUUCUCGACUUGCAAAUAAUGGACUUCCAAGCUCUAUCCAAAAAUUGAGAUGUCGUGUCAACUACAGAGCACUCAAAUAUUCAUCCACAAUUGAGGAACUUGGAGCCACCUUAAUUUCGAGAAUGCGCAAAGGUGGAAGUCCAUAUCUUGCUCUCCAUUUAAGAUAUGAAAAGGACAUGUUGGCAUUUACUGGUUGCAGUCACAAUUUGACUCUUCAAGAAGGGGAUGAACUUCGACAAAUGCGUUAUGGAGUAAGCCAUUGGAAAGAGAAGGAGAUCAAUGGAACUGAGAAACGGAAGCUGGGUGGCUGCCCUUUGACGCCAAGGGAGACUGCCCUAUUCCUUAAAGCAUUAGGAUUCCCAUCAAACACAAGAAUAUAUUUGGUUGCUGGUGAAGCUUAUGGAAAUGGCAGUAUGCAGUAUUUGAUAGAUGACUUCCCAAAUAUUUUCUCCCAUGCAACAUUAUCGUCAGAAGAAGAACUUAGGCCAUUAAGGAAUCACCAAAACAUGCUCGCUGGAUUGGACUAUGUUGUUGCUCUUGAGAGUGAUGUUUUCCUUUACACCUAUGAUGGAAACAUGGCUAAGGCUGUUCAGGGUCAUAGGCGUUUUGAGAACUUCAGAAAAACCAUCAGCCCAGACAGGUUGAACUUUAUACAACUUGUCGACGAGUUUGAUGAAGGGAAUAUUUCUUGGAAAAAAUUCAGUUCAAAGGUGAAAAAACUACAUGAGGACCAAACUGGAGGUCCAUAUAUGAGGGAGCCCGGGGAAAUUCCAAAGUUGGAAGAGUGCUUCUACGCUAACCCUCUACCAGGCUGCAUAUGUGAAAAGCACCAGAGGGGUGAACAAGACCUGGGAUUCCAGGCACAUCUAUAAGGCCGAGGAGAUCCUGCUUCCUAAGAUCAGAUCAAGCGUAGGGGAAUCGUCUUAAAGCAGUUGCAGUUGCUGAGCUCUUGUUUCCGAAGAAAGCCAAGCUCAUUCUGGUGACGACGGAACAGCAAUGCAUCAUCAAAUGAAUUUCUAUAUCGAAGUUACAACCCUGAAUAAAAGGAAGAAUUACAGAAGAGUUAUAAUUAGAAGGUAUAAUGAAGGUAAUGAAGCAUUAGGAGCGAGUAUUUACGCCGAGAUGGGCCACAACAUAUUGUUGUCAUUAUUGUUAUUAUUCUUUUUAGUUUGUUACAUAAGCAAAAGGCAAACCGACACAUGCUUACAUAUCAAAAAAAUAAAUAAAUCAAAUUAAAUUUCCACUUUUGAAAUUUGUUCAAA
This is a messenger RNA of Musa acuminata subsp. malaccensis (wild Malaysian banana), 2565 nucleotides long. Its product is annotated as O-fucosyltransferase 35. The record is from RefSeq and is a predicted model, not a curated record. Lineage: Eukaryota; Viridiplantae; Streptophyta; Magnoliopsida; Zingiberales; Musaceae. Gene Ontology annotation, cellular component: chloroplast; cytoplasm; Golgi apparatus.